Zalophus californianus (California sea lion) is the source of this 1982-nucleotide messenger RNA. It is a transcript of the gene TBC1D10C, whose product is annotated as TBC1 domain family member 10C. The transcript is spliced from 9 exons. The record is from RefSeq and is a predicted model, not a curated record. The coding region runs from base 187 to 1620 and encodes 477 amino acids. NCBI's taxonomy places the organism in Eukaryota, Metazoa, Chordata, Mammalia, Carnivora, Otariidae.
GUCUGGGGGGGCAGGGGCUGAGUCUGGGGCUGGGCCUCUAUACAGAGGCUUGGCUUUUCUGCCACUUCAGGGCCCACCGUCCCCCCACCUCCAAUAAAAGAGGGGACAGAAGGGGCUUGGUGAGGUACCUUGAAGCCUCUCCCCUCUGAACCCUGCAGCCAGGUCCCUGGGCUGGGGAUUGGCUGGAUGGGAGCCCAGGCUCCAGGCUGGCCAGAAGCUGCCUCUCACGCUGGCUCUCUCCACACCUUACAGCCUGUGGUAGCUUGGGUCUGGGGCACCAUGGCCCAGGCCCUGGGGGAGGACCUGGUGCAAACUUUAGAGCUGCAGGACGACUCCAGCUCUUUGGGGUCCGACUCAGAGCUGAGUGGGCCCGGCCCAUAUCGCCAGGCUGACCGCUAUGGCUUCAUUGGGGGCAGCUCAGCAGAGCCAGGGCCAGGUCACCCUCCUGCAGACCUUAUCCGCCAGCGGGAGAUGAAGUGGGUAGAGAUGACCUCGCACUGGGAGAAAACCAUGUCUCGGCGGUACAAGAAGGUAAAGAUGCAGUGCCGGAAAGGCAUCCCCUCGGCCCUGAGGGCCCGCUGCUGGCCUCUGCUGUGUGGGGCCCACGUGUGUCAGAUGAACAGCCCGACCACCUAUCAGGAACUGGCCAAGGCCCCCGGAGACCCACAGUGGAUGGAGACCAUCAGCAGGGACCUGCACCGCCAGUUCCCUCUACACGAGAUGUUUGUGUCACCUCAGGGUCAUGGGCAGCAGGGGCUCCUGCAGGUACUCAAGGCCUACACGCUGCAUCGGCCGGAGCAGGGCUACUGUCAGGCCCAAGGCCCUGUGGCAGCCGUGCUACUCAUGCAUCUGCCCCCGGAGGAGGCCUUCUGGUGCCUGGUACAGAUCUGCGAGGUCUACCUCCCUGGCUACUACGGGCCCCACAUGGAGGCCGUGCAGCUGGACGCCGAGGUAUUCAUGGCCCUGCUUCGACGGCUGCUCCCGCGCGUGCACAAGCACCUGCAGCAGGUGGGCGUCGGGCCUCUGCUCUACCUGCCCGAGUGGUUCCUGUGCCUCUUUGCCCGCUCCCUGCCCUUCCCCACCGUGCUGCGUGUCUGGGACGCCUUCCUCAGUGAGGGUGUGAAGGUGCUGUUCCGCGUGGGGCUGACACUGGUGCGCCUGGCGCUAGGCACCACAGAGCAGCGCCUGGCCUGCCCCGGGCUCCUGGAGACCCUUGGUGCCCUACGAGCCAUCCCCCCUACCCAGCUGCAGGAGGAGGUCUUCAUGUCCCAGGUGCACAGCGUGGCGCUGUCUGAGCAGGACCUGCAGCGGGAGAUCAGGGUCCAGCUGGCCCGGCUGCCUGAGUCAACGUCUGGGCCACCCCCCAGGCCUCAGGCCCGCCUGCCUGGGGCCCAAGCCAUCUUUGAGGCCCAGCAGCUGGCAGGGGUGCCGGGAGGCACCAAGCCCGAGGUGCCCCGGAUAGUGGUGCAGCCCCCGGAGGAGCCCAGGCCGCCGCGGCGCAAGCCCCAAACCCGAGGCAAGACUUUCCACGGGCUCCUGACUCGGUCCAGGGGCCCCCCUCUCGAGGGCCCCCCCAGGUCUCAUCGAGGCUCCGCCUCCUUCCUGGAUACCCGGUUCUGAAGGUUCGACUUCUGAGGGUAUCACGGACUCGGUGUUCCCUAACCCCAACUGCCCGAUUGGCUGAUGCCCGCCUCAUAAAUGGGCACUGCACUUUACGGCUGGGAUCUGGCGGCUCAGCUCCCUGCCCAGGGACUGUCAGACACCAGGAUGAAGGAAGAUCACCGAGUGCGGUUUCAGGGGCCAAGGCCUGCCAUUUUCCCACGGAGCCGUCCUGGUGCCCGGGCCCUUGCAAGCAUGGAAGCUGGCGCUGAAGAGGUGUGGGGUUAAGGGCACCUGGCUGGGCUAGCGGACCCCAGAGGGCUCCUGGGGAGGCCUAGAAUAAAGUCUGACUGAGCAGAAGCCUGAUGGAUUUGGACUGAACG